AUGGCUCAAGGAAAAACAAUCGCAUAAGUUAUUAGAGUUGUUAAUGUAAUAGUGGGCAUCUUUUUAGGGUUUAUUGGAGUCUGGAAAAUUGUCACUUUAAGUUUUUUAGCAAACAUAGGAUCUAAAUUUUUCUGCAUAUUCAUGCCAUUAUUUAUGAUAUUAUUUGGAGUUAUGAUUAUUAUCAGUGAAGUUAAAAAGGAUUUUGGAUCAGAAUAUUUCAAGUUUAUACAAACUUUCUUAGGAAAAGGUUGCUUCUAUUUGUUCCUUUCUUCUCUCUCAGUAUAUUAAAUUGAAGAUGAAACAAGUGAUCUAAUUGGAUAUAUUUAUGGUUUGAUAUUGUUUAUAUUUGGAAUUAUGUACAUUUGUUUCCACAUUUGUAAAUGCUCAGGUACUUUAAAGGAUGUAAGAGAAGGGCUUCUUUCUAUAGACGAGUGA
Tetrahymena thermophila SB210 is the source of this 435-nucleotide messenger RNA. Its product is annotated as COPI associated protein. NCBI's taxonomy places the organism in Eukaryota, Ciliophora, Oligohymenophorea, Hymenostomatida, Tetrahymenidae. The record is from RefSeq and is a predicted model, not a curated record. The transcript has 5 exons.